This is a messenger RNA of Rubroshorea leprosula, 2425 nucleotides long. The record is from the annotation of a GenBank genome assembly. Lineage: Eukaryota; Viridiplantae; Streptophyta; Magnoliopsida; Malvales; Dipterocarpaceae.
AACAAACGCACCAUAAGUUCCUAACUUCGCACUGAAUCUAUUAUCAGAUGAUAUUCAGAUCUCAGAUUCCAAUUCCUAAAGGAGUAGACCGUAGACGAACUGUCGAGGGUAACAAAGUAAAUAUAUCCCGAAUCAAUUUAAAAAUGACUCGAUUGUCAUCAUUUGCACACACGACCCUCCGCAGCCCUCCUCUCUUUAGCUCUCAACAAUGGCGGCCGCCACCAGUGCGAGGACCACAUUCAUCAAUCCUUCUUCGUUUCCUUCCUCCUCCAGAUCCCCAUUUACCUGCUCCAAAUCCUCUCUUCCCUUUUCCUUAACCCUUCAGAGGCUCUCUCUCCGCCGCGCCCUUCACAUCUCUAACUCACUCCCUCAUUCCGCAGCCAAACCGACCACCAUCACCGCCACCACCACUUCCACAACGACUGAAACGGUGCCGCAAAAUUUCACCUCUCGUUAUGCUGCCGAUGAGCCCCGAAAAGGAGCUGAUAUCCUUGUGGAAGCUCUCGAGCGCCAGGGGGUCAGCACGGUCUUUGCCUACCCUGGCGGCGCCUCCCUGGAGAUCCAUCAGGCCCUCACCCGGUCUCAUAUAAUCAGAAACGUUCUCCCUCGACAUGAGCAAGGCGGUGUCUUUGCUGCUGAGGGCUAUGCACGUUCUUCUGGCAUGCCUGGCGUCUGCAUCGCAACCUCCGGUCCUGGUGCUACCAAUUUGGUUAGUGGCCUUGCUGAUGCUCUCCUUGACAGCGUCCCUCUUGUUGCGAUCACUGGCCAAGUCCCUCGCAGAAUGAUCGGCACGGAUGCCUUCCAAGAGACGCCAAUUGUUGAGGUAACGAGAUCUAUCACCAAGCACAAUUAUCUUGUUCUUGAUGUGGAUGACAUCCCUAGGAUUGUUAAUGAGGCUUUCCUUUUAGCCACCUCAGGGCGCCCUGGCCCUGUCUUGAUUGAUGUACCAAAGGAUAUACAACAGCAACUUGCUGUCCCUAAAUGGGACCAGCCUAUUAGAUUGGCAGGAUAUAUGUCUAGGUUGCCUAAGCCUCCAAUGGAGGCACAUUUGGAGCAGAUUGUUAGGUUGAUUUCUGAGUCCAAGAAGCCGGUGUUGUAUGUUGGCGGCGGGUGUUUGAAUUCUAGUGAGGAGUUGAGGAGGUUUGUGGAGCUUACAGGGAUACCUGUUGCUAGUACUUUGAUGGGUCUUGGGGCAUUCCCUACUGCAGAUGAUUUGUCGUUGCAAAUGCUUGGGAUGCAUGGAACUGUUUAUGCUAAUUAUGCUGUGGAUAAGUGUGAUCUGUUGCUUGCUUUUGGAGUACGAUUUGAUGACCGUGUAACAGGAAAACUUGAGGCAUUUGCUAGCCGAGCAAAGAUUGUUCACAUUGAUAUUGAUCCAGCUGAGAUUGGGAAGAAUAAGCAGCCUCAUGUAUCAGUUUGCUCGGAUAUGAAGUUGGCAUUGAAAGGUAUGAACGGGAUAUUGGAGAGCAAAGGAGAUAAAGUCAAACUUGAUUAUUCAACUUGGAGGCAAGAACUAAAUGAGGAGAAGGUGAAACAUCCAUUGAGUUAUAAGACUUUUGGCGAAGCUAUUCCUCCUCAGUAUGCAAUUCAAGUUCUAGAUGAAUUAACUGGUGGAAAUGCAAUUGUAAGUACUGGUGUUGGUCAGCAUCAAAUGUGGGCGGCUCAAUUCUACAAGUAUAAGAGGCCUCGUCAGUGGCUGACAUCAGGGGGAUUGGGGGCUAUGGGUUUUGGAUUGCCUGCUGCCAUUGGAGCUGCUGUUGCAAAUCCCGGUGCUCUUGUUGUAGACAUUGAUGGUGAUGGAAGUUUUAUCAUGAAUGUCCAAGAGUUGGCAACUAUCCGUGUGGAGAAUCUUCCUAUUAAAAUAAUGCUGUUGAAUAAUCAACAUUUAGGAAUGGUUGUUCAGUGGGAAGAUCGGUUUUACAAAGCAAAUAGAGCUCACACUUUUCUUGGAGACCCAUCAAAGGAAUCUGAAAUAUUCCCAAAUAUGUUGACUUUUGCAGAAGCAUGUGGAAUACCUGCUGCCCGGGUGACAAGGAAGGAUAAUCUCAAAGCAGCUGUUCAGAAAAUGCUGAACACACCUGGGCCCUACUUAUUGGAUGUUAUUGUUCCCCAUCAAGAGCAUGUGCUGCCUAUGAUCCCGAGUGGUGGGGCAUUUAAAGACGUGAUUAUUGAGGGUGAUGGAAGAACAAAAUAUUGACUUUCAUUAGCCCUAAGUAUAUUGUCUUGCAAUGUAUUUUCCUUAACUAGAAGUUUGAGGUGCAGUUUGAAGUUAUUAUAGUUUUUCAAGUCUAAGUUAAUUUUGUAAUGGUACCUGGUGUUUUAUGGAGAAAAGGUUUGUGCUGCAUUAAUUAGUGUGUUUUUAAGCACUAGUUUUGUUCCCUUCCCUACUUAAAUCCUUCUUCCUUAACAUGAAAAUUGUGCUCUU